GACUUUUUUUUUGCUUCUAAGUUCUGUUAUAUUCAGAAGGGUAAGGCAGUGGUGGGGAGGGCAUUUUUAUCCCAAGGGUCAUGCUUUUGCAAAGAUGUUACUCUAUUAAGCAUGAAAGAGUACCCUAUGGUGCCUAGUGCACGAAAAGCUGGAUUGAACCAGUGUUUUGCAAUUUGUUUGAGAAGUAAUUGCGCCAAAAAUAUUAUUUGCGUAGUUGAGUUCUUUCUGCCACCCGACGAAAUGGUUGUUAGAGAUACGAAGACUUUCUUAAACAGGCUUUUAUCCACAAUGAAAGAGCAACUUCCAGGUGUCAGAGUUGCUUCUGGACAAGAACUAGGCCAGAGAAUGCUUGUUGAAGUUGUUAAAGUUUCCCCGAGUGAUGAACUUGACUCCUUUGAAAUUGGCCAACCUCUGCCAAGUGUUCAAUCACUUCAGGAUGGAGGAGAAACAACCGAAAUUGAUUCAUUGUGUCAACAGUCAAAUUUACAGAAUAGGGAGAACAAUGUUGCUACUCCACUACUUGUUCCUUCUUGUUCAUCAAACAAACGUGACUUGCUCAACUGUGAAGGGACAGUGCAAGUUGAUCCAUUACUUCCGCAUCCAACAGAGGAAGCUGUGACAAACAGAGGAACGGUUAACAUGGAUGUGGCACGUGAUGAUCAUAUUGAGUUUGAAAAGGACAGAGGACAAGUGAUUCAGCCUGAUUCACAUUUUGAGCAACCAAGUGUAGAAAUUGAUUAUACGGGCAAUGCUAGGAGUAAUGACAAACUGGAGCAUAAUGAUGUUGCUAGAUGUUUGCCCGCAGUUGAAGCUGAAGCUAUAAACAAAGAUAGUAACUUCAUCAUUGGAGCAACGACUAACAACGAGAAAAUCCAUUCACAGAAGAACAAUGAAAUACAGAGGAUAGAAAAAGAUUAUCAGAUUACGCGCGAUAUUUUAGAGCAGCAGUUUGGCUUGACUCUUGAAGAUGCUGCCAAAAAUCUACGUGGUUCACUGAAAUCCCUUUUCUGGACUUCCUUUGUUGCAGUUAGUCGAGCAACACUGAAACGAAUAUGUAGAGAAUAUGAUAUCUCUAGGUGGCCACAUCAUAAGACUAGAAAGGUUUACCACAAUUUUAGCCAAGGCAUAUCUUUACAAGGUGCUGAACCAUAUGUGGGAGAUCGACAAUGCCCUAAUCUUUCCCAAGAAAAAGGAACAGAUUGUAGUGCGCACAAAAGAUCUCGUUCAACAGGAAAAUCUUGUGAUGAUAGUGUGAUGUCUAUAAAAGUUACAUAUAGAGAUGAUAUGAUAAAGUUCAAACUCACCCCUUCAUCAACCAAGGUAGAACUGGAGGGGGAAGUGGAAAAGAGGCUUAAUAUAUCACUUCAAAGAUUUUCAAUUAAGUAUCAAGAUGAAGAUGAAGAUUUGGUAACCAUAACUGGAGAUUCAGAUUUGAGGGAGGCUAUGCAUGAAAUGAGAUCGUUGGGAAGGACUACUAUGAAAUUACUGGUUACCCAAAAAUCCGACACAUGAAGGAUUUUCCCUAAGUUGUUAUGGUUCGUCUUCAUUCCAGAAUUUUUUGUGACGUAUCCUUUCGAUGAUAAGGUGUUGUAUCUUCGCCAGCUGUAUUCUCAAACAGUCUUUGAGCUCAUUAGACUUUACGACUAUUUUUAUGCAGUUGUGAAUUAGUAUGAUACACCAUUUUCAAAUUUGUUUGGUGGCCAUAGGUUUGUCUCUUCACUCAGUUUCAGUUGCUAUUUGCUUUGCCCUCAAUGAGCUGCUGUAUGCUACAAAGAGAAUGUUCUUUCAAAAG
Lycium ferocissimum is the source of this 1792-nucleotide messenger RNA. RefSeq names its product protein NLP7-like. Bases 112 to 1512 code for a protein of 466 amino acids. Lineage: Eukaryota; Viridiplantae; Streptophyta; Magnoliopsida; Solanales; Solanaceae. Gene Ontology annotation, molecular function: protein binding; DNA-binding transcription factor activity. The record is from RefSeq and is a predicted model, not a curated record. The transcript is spliced from 2 exons.